Tachyglossus aculeatus (Australian echidna) is the source of this 2646-nucleotide messenger RNA. Its product is annotated as scavenger receptor cysteine-rich domain-containing protein SCART1-like. The transcript has 10 exons. Lineage: Eukaryota; Metazoa; Chordata; Mammalia; Monotremata; Tachyglossidae. The record is from RefSeq and is a predicted model, not a curated record. The coding region runs from base 1 to 2646 and encodes 881 amino acids. Gene Ontology annotation, cellular component: membrane.
AUGGCCUUGGUGACUCUUUGGGUGGUGGAGCCUCUUCUUCUGGUCUUACCAAUGAUCCAUAGAGGAGAAGCCGGAGAGGGACUGAAGCUGGAGUUUCGGAAAAGCCCCUGUGAUGGAGUGGUGCAGGUACAGCACGAGGGACAGUGGGGCUCGGUGUGCAGUGACGACUGGACUCUGGCCGAAGCGUCCGUGGUCUGCAGGCAGAUGGACUGCGGGGCCGCCAUCGGGGCCCCCAAGUACGUCCCGUUGCCCGGGGAGAACGUCCGGCCCUGGCUCCACGGCGUGUCCUGCCGGGGCAACGAGUCGUCCUUCUGGAACUGCAGCCUGGGAGAAUGGAGUCGGAAGAACUGCCCCUUUCCAUGGGUGGUAGUCGCCCUCUGCUCAAAGGGCACUUUUGUCAAAAUCAGGCUGGUGAAGGGGAAGAGCCCUUGCGCCGGGAUCCCUGAGAUCAGAAACAAGGAUGGGAAGGACCGCCUCUGCGGCCUCUAUAUGGAAGAAGCCACAGUGUUUUGUCAAGAGUUGGGGUGUGGACCUGCUAUUCAAGCGCCCAUCGAGGGCCUGGGGGUUCUCAACAAAUACAUGACCUGUAAGGGGACUGAGCCGACCAUCCGCAACUGUCGGUUGAACAACCAUUUCCGAACGGGUUGCCACCGCGAGGCUGAAGUCAUCUGCGCAGGCUAUUUCAGAGCUCCCGAUUCUGUUUGCACUGGGACACUUCGGGAAAGUCUGAGGAGUCGUGUUUCUCUGAUGUGCUCGUCUUCCUCUAAAAAUAGGAGCUGGUUAGUUACGUAUUCAACAAGUCUGAAUCAUGUGUCUGUGACUGGAAACCUCCGAACUAGAUUCCAAGGCAAGAAAGAAGCCAGGAAAAAGACAGAUUUUCCCCUGCAAAAUGACAGAUUUUUGAAAAACUGGCUGUUGGCCAGAGGCAGUAGUAACAGUUGGCACAGGGAGGUGCGCCUGGUGGAUGGGGAACACCCUUGCGCGGGGCGUCUGGAGGUGAGGCGGGGCCUGGAGUGGGGCACGGUCUGCCAGUCGGACCUGGACCUUGCCACGGCCCACGUGGUCUGCCGGGAGCUGAGUUGUGGAGCCGCCGUGUCCAUGCCGGGGGGCACUGGCUUCGGCCGGGGGCCGGGCCCGCUGUGGACCCAGGAGACCUUCCGCUGCCGAGGGAACGAGUCUCUCCUUUUCCACUGCCCCCGUGGACCAGCGCGGACAAAGCCCUGCUCCCACAGCCAGGACGCCGCCAUCCGCUGCUCGGGUGAGUCUCAUUCCAGCGGGGUAUUGGUCAACAUUUUCAGCCAAGAGUGCCUCAAAUCUAGGCUUCUCCUGCCUGCAGCAGAAUACCGGUUGGCAAAUGGCAGCAGCCGCUGCGAGGGGCGAGUGGAGCUGCAGGUUGGGGGGUCUUGGGGCCCCCUGUGUGCUGCCCACUGGGACCUGGCAGAUGCCCACGUCCUCUGCCGCCAGCUGGGCUGUGGGCCGGCGCUGGCGACCACGGGCCGAGUGUCCUUCGGGGAGGAAGAUGGCCCUGCCUUGACCGAUGCCUUUCACUGCACGGGGACGGAGCCCCAUCUGUGGAACUGCCCGCGGAGCGCCCUGGGGGCUGCCGCCUGCCCGCCCCACCAUGUAGCCUACGCCAUCUGCUCUGGUGAGUCGGCGGAGGCACUGCGGUUGCAGGGCGGGCAGAGCCGGUGUGACGGCCGCGUGGAGAUCUUCCUGCGGGGCGCCUGGGGCCGGAUCGUGGCCGAGGCCUGGGGCCUGGCGGAGGCCGGGGUGGUGUGCCGACAGCUGCGCUGCGGAGAGGCCCGGAGAGCCUACAGCCUCGAUCCGACGGCCCGCGGCCCAGAGGCCACCCCUGUGGGGCUCAGCACUGUCACCUGUGCUGGGAAUGAGACCCGCCUGACCCAGUGCCAAGUCUCCACCCCUCCGCUACCUCCUGCAGGGACGGCCUGGGAUGUGGGCGUCAUCUGCUCUGAGAGCGAAGGCCUGCGUCUGGCGGGCGGCCCGGGGCGCUGCUCCGGGCGGGUGGAGGUGCUCCACGACGGGCGCUGGGGGACGGUCUGCAAUGACUCCUGGGACUUGGCAGAUGCCCAGGUGGUCUGCCGGCAACUGAGCUGUGGCGUGGCCCUCGGGGCCCCUGCCUCCGCCGGGCACGGGGCCAGGACGGGGCCCAUCUGGCUGGACGAGCUGGGCUGCACGGGGAACGAGUCUCGCCUCUGGCAGUGCCCCUACGCAGGCUGGGGCCAACAUGACUGCCGACACAAGGAGGACGUCGGCGUUCUCUGCUCGGGCAAGUUCUGCGGCCCUCGGGGGUCGUCUCCACGUGAGUACACAGACGUGCGGCUCGCUGGUGGUUCCUGGGCCUGUACCGGGCGGCUGGAGGUUUUCUACAACGGGACGUGGGGAAGCGUGUGCCAUAACUCCCUGACGGAUGUCUCCCUCACCGUGAUAUGCAAACAGCUGCAAUGUGGAGCCCGGGGACAGGUGUUGCCGACACCGAAAAACGGAGGCAGAAUCCAGGCUGACCUGGGUGGAUCGCAUCGAAUGCCGGGAGAAGCACCACAUCUCUCUGUGGCAGUGCCCCUCCGCACCUUGGCAUCCACACUCGUGCCCCAGGACGGAAGAAGCCUGGAUCAGUUGCCGAGGUGA